AUGUGGCCUAUACUAUUACAGUUCUUACGGACGAAUGCACCGUACAUUACAUUACCCAUAGCUGCGGUUGUUGGCGUAAUAGGUUAUAAUUUAGAAGGUUUUUUGUCAGAUAGAUACACACCUUAUUCAAAACCAGUUCAGGAUCAAAGAUUAGAAAGGUUAGAAGAAGAAUUAUUAAAAGACCCUACAAAUGUACAAAAAUUAAAAUACAAGGAAAAUGUUUUGGGGAAGAAUGUUUCUCCUUCACUUCAAAAUAAUUAG
This is a messenger RNA of Leptosia nina, 261 nucleotides long. Lineage: Eukaryota; Metazoa; Arthropoda; Insecta; Lepidoptera; Pieridae. The record is from the annotation of a GenBank genome assembly.